Messenger RNA from Aspergillus wentii DTO 134E9, 1620 nucleotides. RefSeq lists its product as uncharacterized. The transcript has a single exon. Bases 318 to 1595 code for a protein of 425 amino acids. Gene Ontology annotation, molecular function: oxidoreductase activity, acting on paired donors, with incorporation or reduction of molecular oxygen; heme binding; monooxygenase activity. The record is from RefSeq and is a predicted model, not a curated record. Lineage: Eukaryota; Fungi; Ascomycota; Eurotiomycetes; Eurotiales; Aspergillaceae.
UGGCUGCUUUAUAUUCUUUGUUUUACUGUCGUUAAUGCCUGCAGGUAUGUUACUGGAUGAUGUCAUCUGCUUUCAAUACCCUUUGUUCUUUCAUUGCCGCAGUCUUUGUGCUUCCCUUUGCUGUCAAUGUCGAUAUUGCUUCUUUUCACCAGCUUUGAUGGCUCUGUAAAAUGAUCCAUAGUGGUAUACACGUAGGUUUCUAUCCAUGGCUGGCUAUAUAUUCCCGUAAUUUCCAUUUGUGAUUGUAAUACAACACCGGCGUUUAUUCUCCAUCUUUGCAUAAAUCACACCCAGAAGCACUUGCAUCGACAUUAGACAUGGCCGUUACAUCCUUUGAAGCUUCAGUCUUGAUUGGCCUAGUAAGCCUAGUCGGCAUAAUAGCCUGCGUAUACUUUUCUGUGAGCCCAGCGAGACCUAAAAACCCUCUACCACCUCGCCAAUUCCAAGACCCGGAAAGUUGUCACCUUAUCAUGACAGGAGAAAGGCUUCCCGACGGCAGCGAAAAUCUACUGUCUCAAUUCGAAUCCAGAGCGCGUCCAAACCACCGACUUCGAAUUGCAUUUGGUAUUGACAACGCGUUUACGAGUACAGACCAGCCUUAUGUCAAACAGUUCGUGGAACGGGCAAAAAGCCAUGCCAACGUCCCAUCCGCAGACUGGAUCGAUUUGUCCCAGAAGAUUGGCGAUGCAGCUGGAAGCUGGCUGCAAGAUGGAAAAUUGAUCCACUCGCCCAAUCCUCGGAUCAAGUUGACAAGUCUCAUUCAGGCUUUAUCCUUGCGGGUCGUCCUGCUCACCUUCUUCGGACUGGGAUCGGAAGUUCUGGGGGAUGGUGCCAAUGGUGAUUUGAUCAACCUUGCUGGAGCAAUAAAUUGGGCAUGGAUGGCAUCGAAAGAAGAACAUACCAUGCCUCGGUUCGAAGAUAAUGUUUAUCUGCAAAAAUGCUUAUUCGCCAUCCUCCCCGAUCAAGACAUGCACAACCCAAAGGGAAAUCCGUUAAACUUCAUUCUACCUGGAUUCGAAACGAUGUGGCGUGUUGUGUUGCGGUUGUUCCUUGAGGUUCAGUUUGCCGAUAACGAGCAUCGCGACAUCCUGAUUCACUUUGCCGAAACACCAACAAAAACGCAAUUCCAGCAGCUGGACGGCAACAGACGUGUUUGCGCAGAAUUCCUGGUCAACGAGGCUCUACGGCUCUAUCCCCCGACACGACGGAUCUAUCGAGCUUUCCAACUUCGGACAGAUGCCGAGCCUCUGGUUGUUGCUGCGGAUGUGGAAAGCUGCCAUACAGAUGCUGAAAUCUGGGGGCAUGAUGCCACUGUCUUCAAUCCGGAGAGGUGGACACGGUUGACCAGCGAGCAACGAAACGCAUUCUUUCCUUUUGGGAGUGCACCUUUUGUCUGUCCGGCAAAACCAGUCUUUGGGCCUAGGGUGAUUGGAUUGCUUGUCGGGGUUUUGCAUGGUGAAAUCGGAUGGAAAUGGAAGGUACACUCGGAUGAUGAAGCUAUGAUGGAGCAUCUUCGUUCCAGACAGAGGUUGAAGAACGAGAGGGAUACAUAUGAAGAUGUGUAUCUGGUUGGUCAAUCUGGAUGGAUAGAAUAGAAAUCACCGACAUCCUGAGGAUGAG